Messenger RNA from Mixia osmundae IAM 14324, 1290 nucleotides. RefSeq lists its product as uncharacterized. Gene Ontology annotation, cellular component: fungal-type vacuole membrane; Gtr1-Gtr2 GTPase complex; nucleus. Gene Ontology annotation, biological process: regulation of autophagy; positive regulation of TOR signaling; cellular response to amino acid stimulus. Gene Ontology annotation, molecular function: GTPase activity; GTP binding. NCBI's taxonomy places the organism in Eukaryota, Fungi, Basidiomycota, Mixiomycetes, Mixiales, Mixiaceae. The record is from RefSeq and is a predicted model, not a curated record. Bases 106 to 1227 code for a protein of 373 amino acids. The transcript has 9 exons.
GGCAAAGGAACGACGAACACACGGCGGCCGGCGCCUCGACUGCAAGUUUGCCAUACAUGACAGCUCGCAGCUGACAUCUCGGUAAAGCGCAAAGCGCUCGUCAGCAUGAACAGCUCCCUCCUUGCAACGACAUCGUCAGAUGGACCGGCAGCUGACGAAACUGACUUGCCCCUCCAAAGAGCAAAGACGCUUGUCAUCAUGGGGCCUCGGUCGUCAGGAAAGACAUCUAUCGUGGCUACCGUCCUCGACCAAUCCGAGCCAUCCGACACGCUGUACAUAGAGAGCACGACCCGUCCUACGCUCAACGAGUUCACCGUGUUCACAAAGUUCAACAUAUGGGAUUAUCCUGGGAAUACGUACGACUUGGAACUCGCUGCUCUGUCGCAUGAAGAUGUGCACGGCGUCAUCUAUGUCGUCGACGGCCAAGCAUUCCAAGCCGAUACAUCUGAUGUUGCACAUAAGAUCGCGCUCAGCGUCUGCAAGAUAUGGGAGCGAAAUACAAACUGCCUCUUCAGCGUCUUUGUACACAAGACAGAUGGCUUCAGUUUCGAAUAUCAGAAGGAGAUCCUCGAGGAAAUCCAAUUUCGCUUCGAUGACGAGCUCUUUGAUCUUUUACCGGCGAAUGCAGGCAUCGCUCGACCAUCGCCUGCAUUCUACCUGACUAGCAUCUACGGUCCAACGAUCAAUGUGGCAAUGAGCAAAGUCUUACAGAGUCUCAUGCCUGCGCAAGCGACGCUUGAGAAGCUCGCAGAUCUCAUGAACAUCCAAUGCUCGUUCGAAAAGGUGUUCCUCUUCCAUCUGCCCACUCGGUUGUACUUCACAACGGACUCGAGUCCCUUUGACAAGGAAACGCACGAGAUCUGUUCGGAUUACAUCGACCUCGUCAUGGAUAUCGGCGGCCUAUACAAGCCACAUGAGCGCUCGAAGCAAUCACAGCCUGGCUCUCGUGAUGCUUCGCCUGCACGGAUAAAGACGAUGCAAAAGGCCAAUGGUACAGUGCAGCCGAGAUCAUAUCAGUAUUCCCGUGUCAAAGUGGCAAGCGGCAAGACGUUGGCUCUAUGGGGCAUAGACGAGAAUCUGGCGCUGAUUGCCAUCAUCUCACCCAACGUGCUCGAGCGGCCAAACCAGUUCCCGCUCGUCGAAUACAAUGUGGGCUGCUUCAGAGAGGCUGUCCAACAGAUCAAAACCCUCGAGAAGACCGCUCAUCUGCACGAAAGCGUCUCUUGAGCACAGCCAACAAGCAUGAUUUGCACAUUAGGUGUUGUACAGUGUAAAGAGUGACAGUCUAAG